This is a messenger RNA of Gordionus sp. m RMFG-2023, 784 nucleotides long. Its product is annotated as Kv channel-interacting protein 2-like. The transcript is spliced from 7 exons. Gene Ontology annotation, molecular function: calcium ion binding. The record is from RefSeq and is a predicted model, not a curated record. Lineage: Eukaryota; Metazoa; Nematomorpha; Gordioida; Chordodea; Parachordodidae. Bases 79 to 738 code for a protein of 219 amino acids.
CUAAGAUUACAGUCAUUUAUUCAAUACAAAUUUGAUUAAAAUCAAGAAAUUUAUUUAAUAAACACAAUUUAUUAUUUGAUGAAUCUUAUAUAUUCUAUGUUCAAUAGGGAGAACAGUAAUCGAAAAGGAAAAUUUGGAGGCAAAGGAGAAGAAACAUGUUCUCCGGAAUACGUACAAGCCAUCCCACCCAAUCUUAAUAGCAUUUGUUCAAAGACCAAAUUCGAAAGGAAAGAGAUAAAGCUGCUUUAUCAAAUCUUUAAACAACACUGCCCUCAAGGAUUUUUAACCUUGAAUAUAUUCAAGAGCAUAUUCGAAAUUCUUUUCCCUCUAGGAAAUUCUUCAAGAUAUGCCUCCUAUUUUUACAGAUGUUUAGAUGUCAAUAAAGAUGGCAUGGUGGGAUUCGAAACUUUUAUAAGCACUCUAUCGAAAAUGAAUUACGGAACUUUCGAAGAACGGGCUACCAUUAUAUUCAAGAUUUACGAUUUAAAAGACGAAGGCUUUUUAACCAAGGAAUCACUUUUCAAUAUUAUCUCAUCGGUGUACGACCUAGCUAAUUUAACAAAUGAUCCAUAUUACACUUAUUCCAAUGCGCAGCAGCACAGUGAAAGAUUUUUCAGGAAAUUGAAAAUGGACCAAAACGGUAAAGUAGCUAUGAAAGAAUUUACGGGCAUGUUAAUAAGGGAGGAAUGUUUGGAGAAGUCCCAUACUAAUUUUCCGAUAGUAUCUGCUAAUAUUUAAAAAUUAAAUGAUUUUAAAAGAUGUAUAGUAUUUUAUUAUAUUGUUA